This is a messenger RNA of Ipomoea nil (Japanese morning glory), 780 nucleotides long. RefSeq lists its product as uncharacterized. The coding region runs from base 1 to 780 and encodes 259 amino acids. The transcript is spliced from 2 exons. The record is from RefSeq and is a predicted model, not a curated record. NCBI's taxonomy places the organism in Eukaryota, Viridiplantae, Streptophyta, Magnoliopsida, Solanales, Convolvulaceae.
AUGAAACCUUUGCUAGAAGGGCUCAUUUCCGGUGCCCAGAGUGCUUUUGUGCCUGGCCGCCUAAUAACAGAUAAUAUUAUGUUAGCCUAUGAGGUUCAUCAUUACUUAAGGAGAAAGACCCAGGGUAAAGAGGGGAUCGUGGCAUUGAAGGUGGAUAUGAGCAAGGCGUAUGACCGGGUUGAAUGGGGUUUUCUUGAUGCAAUAUUGCUGAAAAUGGGUUUUGCAGCGCGGUGGGUCAGUAUUCUAAUGGAGACCGUAAGUUCAGUUCAGUAUCAUAUUCUGCAUGAGCAAAGCCAGCUUGGUCCAAUCAUUCCUGGUAGAGGCCUACGACUCAUGGAGAGUGAAAACAUGCGUGAUUUACUGGACACAUAUUCUAAAGCCUCGGGGCAGAGAAUCAACUAUGACAAGUCCAUGGUUACUUUCAGUGCAAAUGUACCCCCACCCAUGCGCAAGGAGGUGCAGCGAAUUCUAGAGAUAACAGAAGGUGAUACGACAGGCAGAUAUUUUGGAUUACCAUCCCUUGUUGGUAAACGAAAGAAAGACAUCUUGGGUUUUCUUAAAGACAGGAUCCUUGCGAAGGUCCGAAGUUGGAAUGCAAAGUUCCUCUCUGGUGCUGGGCGUGAGGUGCUUUUGAAGAAUGUCAUCCAGGCAAUGCCAUCCUAUGCGAUGAUGGUAUUUCUUUUACCGAAAGGUCUAUGCAAGGAAAUUGAGGUCCUUAUGAAUGAGUACUGGUGGAGUGGAACUGUGGGGGCAAGAAAAGGGUUGAGAUGGAAGUUCUAG